Messenger RNA from Suillus discolor, 1666 nucleotides. Its product is annotated as BRO1 domain-containing protein. The record is from RefSeq and is a predicted model, not a curated record. Bases 140 to 1534 code for a protein of 464 amino acids. The transcript has 5 exons. Gene Ontology annotation, cellular component: plasma membrane. Gene Ontology annotation, biological process: cellular response to pH. NCBI's taxonomy places the organism in Eukaryota, Fungi, Basidiomycota, Agaricomycetes, Boletales, Suillaceae.
AACACACAGAAGGUCCUCAGUUCGAGCCUGGGUCAGAUCACAUUUUAUCCUGUUCAUUGAAGUCGUCUUAUUUUUAUCGAACAGUAACCUAAGCUUAACUUGUCGCUUGUUUCUACCGCCAGUGGCUGAUGAAUGCAAAAUGAGCACCUAUCUUUACGAACUCCCAACUACCGGCGCUAUCUCUUUUGGAGACUUUUGCGUUGAUACCACAGCAUCCAAUGCAUAUGCAAGUCACAUCGCUGAAGCCACCCAAGCGCGAGCAAACCUACGCGGUGUCCUGAAAGUGACCAAACGCACUGACACAGACGACAAGGAUUAUCUGCGCUUGAUCAAGGUUCUCGAUGACUACCUCCCAUACUUGCAUGGGAUCAUGGCCUGUGUCGUAUCAGGGGACAUUCGUCUGAAAUCCGAACCCCAAUUCAGCUGGCGCACGACACUGUCCGCACAUCUAUUUCACAUGUCCCCAAGAGUCGCUCUAGCAUCGCUGCAUGCGGACCUUGCAUCCUCGUUGCUCACUUAUGCCUUUGCGCUGUCGAAUUUCGCGCGUGUGACGGUUGCAAGUCUCGGUUCUUAUGAGUAUGAUCGAGCGAUCUCAGAAAUCGAGAGAAAAGCAAAGGACGAGAAGCUCAAUUUUGCGGUGACAAUGCUGUGCAGAGCGAGCGGGAUCUUUACCUAUGUGAGCGAGAAGGUGUUGUUGGAUUGGGAUAAAGGGGAGGGUGCGUCGGUUAGGCCGCCCGAUCUGAGGAAGGAGGUCAAUGCUGCCCUCGCAAAGAUGGCACUCGCUGACGCGCAAACUCUGGCAAUUCGCAAGUUUCUCUCCAAGUCUGCAUAUGACAACGCCAUAUCCCCUGGCCCUCCGCUUCCAAAAUCACACCCCUCCAUCCCGCUGAUAUUUAAAUUCCACCUUGAAUGCGUGUCGCUUUACUCCUCUGCGCGUGCGCUUGUCAUGACGCUCGGCUCCACACGCCCAUCUUCCUCGUCUUCUAAUCCAGACUCCAACGCAGAAGUCUGCGUCGAGCUGCGUCGUUACCUUGCAGAUGCAUCGGCAUUUCAUACAGCGCUUGCGCAUAAGUGGCUUGGCGUUGAUGCAGGAGAGAGUGGAGUGGGCGAAAAGGGCGGGGAGGCGGUGGCAUGGUUACUGUGGGCAAAGAAGGAGCUUGAGGACAUGAAGGAAAGCGGGCUUGGUAUUGCAGUAGGGCGGGACCGCGAGAAGCGGGGACGCAAAGGACGUGUCGCGGAUGAAUUGGAGAGCGUGAGCGUAUUUUUGAAACACUAUAAGAAAAUCAACGAUUCGUUGACAUUUCAGCCUGUGCCUAAGCAGCAGGACUUGCAAGCGCGGAUACCUACAGGGAUUUUAGCGGUGCAUGCAAAGCCCUACACACUUCCUUCCCCAGCAUUCAGACCUGGUUCCGUCGAGUAUACACGUCUACAGACGGAAACGCUAACACUAGAACACGAUGAUUCGUCUGGCGAUGAGGCUCUUGCUAGUACUACUAGUUCGCGCACGUAUGCUGGAGCUGGUUCGUACUUCUAACCCUUGUACAGUCAAGGUCAAGUGCCGUGCACAUCGCAUGUUCUGGUAGGUACAGUAAGGUUAUGAACAAGAUACUAUAUCCACUUCUAAAUCAGGUCUCAAUCGAAUAACCCCCCCUUCUGCUAUUGUGCA